Punica granatum (pomegranate) is the source of this 814-nucleotide messenger RNA. Lineage: Eukaryota; Viridiplantae; Streptophyta; Magnoliopsida; Myrtales; Lythraceae. The record is from RefSeq and is a predicted model, not a curated record.
CUCCGUCUUGAAUCUCGAUCGAACUGCAACACAUUGAAAGGAAGACUAUUCCUCGACCGCCCUCCCCUCGUGACACGAUCGAUCUGGUCCACUGCUCACUGUUCUGGAAUCCCGGCUUCGUCAUUGAUCACAAUUACAUGAGCAGAGGGAGUUUUUGGUUUCCGGAUUUGAUAACGCGGUCCUUAUCGAAUAUACUUUGCCCUCCUGCUGCUGCAACAUGAGUGGGAAAGAACCCGCCGUAAAGCUAGAUGACGAGCAGCUCACGGAGCUGAGGGAGAUAUUCCGGUCUUUUGAUCGGAACAAGGAUGGAAGCCUGACCCAACUUGAGCUCGGGUCCCUCCUUCGGUCAUUGGGCCUGAAACCCAGCCCUGACCAGCUCGAGGCCCUGAUCCAGAGGGCCGACAGGAACAGCAACGGGCUCAUAGAGUUCUCAGAGUUUGUGGCCCUGGUAGAGCCAGACCUCGUAACCUCGAAGUGCCCUUACUCAGAGGACCAGCUGAGGCGGAUCUUCAAGAUGUUCGACCGGGACGGGAAUGGCUACAUCACAGCCGCUGAGCUUGCACACUCAAUGGCCAAGCUGGGACACGCGCUAACCGCAGAAGAGCUGACGGGGAUGAUCCGGGAGGCAGACACAGACGGCGACGGGUGCAUUAACUUCCAGGAGUUUGCGCAGGCCAUCACAUCUGCAGCUUUUGACAAUUCUUGGGGUUGAGAUUCAUGUGGGAAGACAAGUUCUUGCUCUUCAUCCUGUUAUCCCCGACUACUGUCGGUCGUUAAUUUCAUAUUUGAAUCAAACCCGAAAUCUCUUCAGUUA